AUGUCGAACACUAAUCAAACUCGGCGACCUUCGUUUUCCUCGUCGACGAAAUCGUCAAUCGCAAAGCGUCACGCACCGUCUUCCUCGUCGGAAAACUCCGUGAAACCAAGCUCUAACAUUGCGGUUAUGGCGGAUCCGAGAUUAACGAAGAAACGAGCACCACUUGGUAACAUCACCAAUCUGAAGAACAAUUCUCGAAUCCCAAAUCCAUCUUCUGAUCUGGCACAUUGCACAAACAAGUCUGCGAAAUUGAAGUUAGCACAAACACAAGCUGCUUGCAUCAAUGGCGGAUUCUCGAGCAAUGCUUUACCUCUGCAGCAAAGUGUAAAGCCAAGCGUCAUAGCUCCUGCCAAAGUUACUUAUGAACACAAAGCGUCUUCUUCUCCUUCUCCUACGAAAUCUGAUGACGAAUCAGUAUCAAUGGACGAGACAAUGUCUUCAUCUGAUUCAUACAACAAGAGCCCUCAAGUUGAGUACAUUGACAACGAAGAAGUCUCUGCUGUGGUUUCAAUCGAGAGGAAAGCGUUGAGUAAUCUCUACAUCACGCCGAAUCCAGAGACAACAGGUAACUAUUGCAAAAGAGAUUUAUUGUCAGAGAUGAAAACGGAUAAGGAGAAGUUCGUCAACAUUGACAACAACGAUAAGGAUCCGCAGCUUUGUGCAACGUAUGCUUGUGACAUUUACAAACAUCUUCGUGCCGCUGAGGCGAAGAAGCGCCCUGCGGUUGACUUCAUGGAGAGAGUUCAGAAAGAUGUGAACUCGAGUAUGCGUGGAAUCUUAGUUGAUUGGCUUGUUGAGGUUUCUGAAGAGUAUAGGCUUAUACCGGAGACGUUGUUCUUGACAGUGAACUACAUUGACAGAUAUCUAUCUGGGAAUGUGCUUAGUAGGCAGAGACUUCAGUUGCUUGGGGUGGCUUGUAUGAUGAUAGCAGCUAAAUAUGAAGAGAUUUGUGCACCACAAGUUGAGGAGUUCUGCUACAUUACUGACAAUACAUAUCUCAAGGAUGAGGUUCUUGACAUGGAAUCUGCUGUUUUGAAUUACUUGAAGUUUGAAAUGUCAGCUCCAACAGCGAAAUGCUUUCUAAGACGCUUUGUUCGAGCUGCUCAUGAGGUUCAUGAGGCACCAUUGAUGCAGCUAGAAUGUAUGUCCAACUACAUUGCGGAGUUAUCUCUCUUGGAGUACACAAUGCUCUCUUAUGCACCUUCAUUAGUGGCUGCUUCCUCCAUUUUCUUGGCUAAGUACAUUCUUGAUCCAACAAGAAGACCAUGGAAUUCGACGUUGCAACACUAUACGCAGUAUAAAGCGAUGGAGUUGAGAGGAUGUGUUAAGGAGCUUCAAAGAUUGUGUAGUAACGCUCAUGUCUCUACUUUGCCUGCUGUGAGAGAGAAGUACAGUCAACACAAAUACAAGUUUGUGGCAAAGAAGUUUUGUCCAUCUAUAAUCCCACUAGAUUUCUUCAACAACAGCUAA
This is a messenger RNA of Microthlaspi erraticum, 1470 nucleotides long. NCBI's taxonomy places the organism in Eukaryota, Viridiplantae, Streptophyta, Magnoliopsida, Brassicales, Brassicaceae. The record is from the annotation of a GenBank genome assembly.